AUGCAACACAAGUUUUGUUUAGUUGAUGACAGGAUUCUCAUGACAGGCACACUGAAUUGGGGAAAUGACCGUUCAUGCGACCAUUGGAACUAUGUGUACAUAACUAGCAAGCUUCAACUAGUUGCACCAGUGAAGAAGGAGUUUUAUCAAAUGUGGGAUGAAUUCAGUGGCAAUAUCCACUGUGCUCAUAGCGAACAACCCAAAGUAUGUGACAGUGAUAUUGAAACUGUUGAAAUUAAAAACCCGGAAGAAAACACAGAUGAAAAUGUAGGAUAUGAAACGGUCAUAGAAACUCAGACCCAUAUUGGUACAGAGCUGACACCUGUUGAACACACAAUAUAG
Parnassius apollo (apollo) is the source of this 342-nucleotide messenger RNA. The record is from the annotation of a GenBank genome assembly. Lineage: Eukaryota; Metazoa; Arthropoda; Insecta; Lepidoptera; Papilionidae.